UGUGUUUGCUGUGUGGUCGAUUUGAAACAGUAACAAUGUGCAGUGCUGUGCUUCUUCUCGCAGUGUUGCUGUUGUUAAUCCGUCCUGUUGUUGAAGCCUUGGACAAUGGUUUGGCGCUUAAACCCACUAUGGGCUGGCUGCACUGGGAGAGGUUCAUGUGUAAUCUCGACUGUGACACGGACCCUAAUAACUGCAUCAGUGAGCGUCUCUACAUGCAGAUGGCUGAUGUGAUGGUGAAGGAGGGCUGGAAAGACGCCGGUUACGAGUACGUCUGCAUCGAUGACUGUUGGCCCUCCUACCAGCGAGAUGCCCAGGGCCGCCUGCAGGCAGACCCUAAAAGAUUCCCGGGGGGCAUCAAGAAACUGGCCGACUAUGUCCAUUCCAAAGGCCUGAAGCUGGGUAUCUAUGCAGAUGUUGGAGAAAACACCUGUGGUGGAUACCCAGGCAGUCUGGGUUACUAUGAGACAGAUGCUCAGACCUUUGCUGACUGGGAUGUGGAUCUGCUCAAAUUUGAUGGCUGCUCUAUGGACUGGACUUUGCUGGGAGAAGGUUAUGUGAACAUGUCAAAAGCACUGAACAACACUGGAAAAAGUAUCCUCUACUCUUGUGAGUGGCCUUUCUAUGAGUGGCCUUUUAAUCAGCCUAACUACACAGCCAUUCGAGAGACGUGUAACCACUGGCGCAACUUCGCUGACGUGUACGACUCAUGGAGCAGCAUCAAGUCCAUCUUGGACUGGACUGCUGCUCAUCAGGAUGUCAUCGUCCCCUCGGCUGGCCCUGGGGGCUGGAACGACCCCGAUAUGCUUGUGAUCGGGAACUUUGGCCUGAGUCAUGACCAGCAGGAGUCUCAGAUGGCGCUCUGGGCCAUCAUGGCAGCCCCUCUGCUCAUGUCUAAUGAUCUGAGGGACAUUUGUCCCCGCUCCAGAGAGCUCCUGCAGAACAGACACAUCAUCGCCAUUAGCCAGGAUCCACUGGGCAAGCAGGGAUACCGCACUGCCAAGGUGGACCGUUUUGAAGUGUGGGAGAGGCUGCUGUCUAAUAACAGGAUGGCUGUCUCGGUGCUGAACAGAAUGGAGAUAGGUGGUGCACGAGGGUUUUUCAUCAGUGAGUUUCCUAGCUGGAAAAUGUGUGACCCACAGUGUAAUGUCACCCAGAUCUUGCCUCAGUACAAGGAGAUGGGUGUUCAGACUCUACACAACAAAGUGAAGGUAUCAGUCAACCCUUCAGGCACCGCUCUACUGACCAUCACCCCCAUCAGGAGCGGUUUAAAGGGGCCUCAAAAGCUGCACUGGCAGGACAUGACCAUUAAACAGAAGCGUACCACUGUUUUGUAGUCCUAAGGUCGUUCACAAAAGUGAGUAUGUAAUUUAGCUGCCGACACAAUUUUAAUGUGGGAAAUUUCUUUAGAUUGUAUAUUUUUGUAAAACU
Scomber japonicus (chub mackerel) is the source of this 1428-nucleotide messenger RNA. It is a transcript of the gene gla, whose product is annotated as galactosidase, alpha. Gene Ontology annotation, biological process: oligosaccharide metabolic process; glycoside catabolic process; glycosylceramide catabolic process. The transcript is spliced from 7 exons. Gene Ontology annotation, cellular component: cytoplasm. Gene Ontology annotation, molecular function: alpha-galactosidase activity. NCBI's taxonomy places the organism in Eukaryota, Metazoa, Chordata, Actinopteri, Scombriformes, Scombridae. The record is from RefSeq and is a predicted model, not a curated record. The coding region runs from base 36 to 1334 and encodes 432 amino acids.